Molecule: messenger RNA, 4102 nt
Organism: Corythoichthys intestinalis (scribbled pipefish)
Lineage: Eukaryota; Metazoa; Chordata; Actinopteri; Syngnathiformes; Syngnathidae
Gene: brat1
Product: BRCA1-associated ATM activator 1
Exons: 10
Coding region: 179-2701 (840 amino acids)
Biological process (GO): DNA damage response; positive regulation of protein phosphorylation; cell population proliferation
Cellular component (GO): nucleus
Source: RefSeq, a predicted model, not a curated record
GGAAGCCAUUUGCCGGUUGUACGAAAAAGAUUUCCCGCGAGAUUAUGAGAGCGCCACAACAUUGCUGCCGAAAGGCAUUGUAUCUAUUUUAUUAAGAACACUUUUAAAAAUACCACAUUGAGAAUUAAUCCAUUACGAUGUGAAUCAGCUGUCUGUUGAAUUACAUUCACAAACAACCAUGGAUAACGACACUGCGACACUGCUGCCCGGCGUAUGCGCGCUCUUAGCGGACUCCGGGAAGCCUCUGCCUGAUGACACCAGCCUGGAGAAACUACUAGACCGGCUCACUGAAGUCUCCGAAGCUGGUGUAUCGCUUCCGGAGAAUUUCCCGUGUCUGCUUGACCUCAUAUCUACCAUGGCCUCCAACACUACUUCUGAUCCCAGUAUCCUUUCCUUCGCUCUCAAACUCUGCGGCCUGAUGGCAGCCACCGAAGACGGCUUCAUGGCCUUGCAGGAAUGCUUCGCUCUGGAGGCUUUCUUUAGCGUUCAGCGCUGGAAGGACACUGAACUCUGGGAAGAUCCCUGCAUCCGAAUUGGCUGGAUUCAUGGCCUCAGUAAAAUGCUGCUGCACCCAAGGGCGCUCAGUUUCUUCGUGCAGUCAGGCUUCACCAACCCACUCCUGCAGCUCCAAUUAGAUCCAAGCAUGUUUGUUUCUUCUGCCGCUAACCAACUACUGGCCCACAUCCUGCUCUCCAUUCAGCCAGAAGAAGUGCAUGCAAAUACCAAAAUCAGUGCAGAAUACAGCGCUGUUGUCCUGCAAUUGUCUAACCACAUAAAGGAGGCACUGGUACCCAAAGAAGGUGUGCUGGUAACUGGUAGCCUGCAGGUCCUCAAGCUGCUGGCCCUGAUCUUGGACCAGGCACACCAUUCUCUGCGGGACCAGCUGCUCAAUGCAGUCGCUGCCUCCCUGGAGGAGCUGAUUGAGGCGGGAUACAGUCAGCUCACCCUGCCUCUUAUGGAUGUCAUUAUGGCCAGAUACAGCCCUGACAGUCACGAUGUCACCAGCCAUCUUCUGUCCUCCAUGUUUAAAAACAACAAUCUCAUCGACCUCGUCCAUGCUGCGGAUGCGUUUCUCCACCGAGGUCAUUUACGUGACUCUGUUCACACAAGCCAGGCAGUGAGAAUCCUUCUGCUGCCCCUCCACUGCGUCACUGAGCAUCCCUUGUUAGAAACAGGUAUGAAUUUCACAUCAAAUUCAAAUGACAAAUGUUUUUUUUUUUUUUUUUCACAAAUAUUUGCACCUACAGCAGCAGACAACCAUCAUGCAAUGAUGGCAGCGCAGCUAAAGAAUAAAAGCAAAUUCAUCUCCAUGAUUUGUGUUUGUCUAAGAAACACCCCGCAGCUGGCAUUUAUGCCUCCUGAUGUCCUUCCGUGCUCCCCGACGAUGAUUGUCCUCUCGGUUGUUACACUGCUAAGAAUGUUCAGUGGUGAUACUUCCUCUACCUCCUCCUCAUCCUUGUUCAAUGGCUACAAGAAUGAGAAAGUCCAGUGCAUCAUCAGCAGUAGAAAAGUUCAGAAAUGUGCUUUGGAGAUGUUGGUUUCCCUUAGCGCCAGUCCAGGUGUGACCAACACAGUUAAAGAGAUCUCUGAAGUCCUGAUACAUAAUAUUAAUAACCCCAUUUCAGAUCCAACUGUACUGCAAAAGUCCUACAAGGCCUUAAUACAGUGGUUGAGUGUUUGUAAAGACCACUCAUCCAUUCCACAGCUACUCAGAGAAGAACUCCUAAUGUCAGUGAAGAAGCGUGCCUGCGAUCCACGCUGGGAGGUGAGAGACUCCACCAUAGAGUUUUUAGGGCAGCUACCCUGCAUCACGUCAAAGAAAUCAGCUGAUGAGGCUUUGCUGAGCGAGUGCUGUACCGCCCCACUGCUUUGGGAGGCGCUGCAGGAUCCGGAGAGCUACGUGAGAGCCAGUGCCAUCUUAGCUUUGGCGCAUAUAGGCACGUCCAGUUGGCAGCAAGGAACAGAAAUGCCUCUAGAGCAGGCUGACACGGUGAGCCGCCUAUUGGACAUUCUACGCGAGGAUACAGAGGGUUUUGCCAGGCGGGCUGUUGUCCGCUACUUUAUUGCCUUGUUCGCCACUUACUCCUCCACUCCUUUGUCAACCCCCUCAAUUCUCAUUGAUUCCAUUGGCGUUGUCCUUUCCCGAGGCAGCUUGGAUCUGGACUGGGAGGUAAAGGUGCACACGUUGGAGUUGGUGGAGCUUCUGCUGGAUUCCACCUUUUUGGAACACAGGAGGCAUUGUGCUUAUGGACAUAUGCAUGGCGGGGAUGCCACUUUAGACUCGCCUUUGAGUUCUUUAGUGAAUCAGGGCGUAUUUUCCGUGUUGCUGAGAAGUCUGCUGGAUUGCGACCGACCCGUUGCACUGAAAGCUUGUGAACUCCUCAUAACAAUUAGAGACAAAAUCUGCUCAGCAGGUGUCUUGACCGGUGUGUGCUGCGAAUUGCCAGAACAGGAAUGGGGAAAGGAGAUCAGGACGCUUCUGAAGAAUGAAGGGAAUGAAGGAAAUGAAGGGGGACUCGUAGGGGUGUACGAAGUGUUGGCGUCACUGGGAUUAGAUGAACGUCGAGUUCUUCUGAGCCAGAGCAGCGAUCACGUUCACAACUCCUUCCAGUCUCUUCUGCAGGACAUCCUCAGUACAGGGGCGACUCUCGGGUGCAAGGAACAGCAAGAUGAUCAGGAAGUGAUUGUCGACUGUUACUGACUCAUAACAAUUUGGGGAUAAAGGGAUUUAGGGUGACAUUUCAGGACAAUAAAAUAACACCAUAAACUUUACAAGUGAACUUAAUAUAAAUUUCUAUUUCAACUUGUACCUCUUCCUGGUGGGUUAAUCAGAUCCAAUUCCACACCUGUCUUGGGUUUGGUCAUAAUCCCUGGGUGCCAGGAAGUGACCUCUAUGGCCUUCCAAAACUAUCAUGUUAGGUUCAUUAAAGACUAAGUUGUCCAUAGGAGUAAGUGUGAAUUGUAGUUUGUUGUCCUGCGAUUGGUGAACAAUGCAGGGCGUACCCAGCUGGUUGCGAUAAACUUUAUCUUUCCUGCCCCUUAUAAUGACAAGAUGUUCUUGUCACAGCGAUUCAUACAAUGCCAAGCAAAAAGGUUAAGAUGACUUUAUUUAUACCCAUAGGUAGAUUUGUUUUGCAAUAAUAAAACAGAGGACUGGUAAAAACAGCAUAAAACCAAACAUGGCAGGUAGUAAGACUAUAAGGCUAGGUUCAUACCGCAGGUCUUAAUGCACAAAUCCGAUUUCUUGUCAUAUCUGUUUUUUGGCGUGCCCAUCCAGACUGUCCAUUGAGCUCGUUCAAGUAUCACGCAGGCGCACCAAUUCGCACUCCGAGAUGCGCUGAGGAAAGUGACCCGCAUGCGCAGGAGGACACAAAUAACAGACAUAAAUAAUCCCCGUUUAGUUUUAUAUUCAAAUUUUAUAUGGAUCGAUAGCAUGCACACACUGUCCGUGCAUGACACAAACACACAUACAGACAGGUUGCCUCGACUGCGGCUGUGUAAGCAAUCUUGAAAUAUUGCUCAUAUGGAACAUAGAGGAAACCGAGCAUUCUCAGGCUCAUCCUCAACCCAUUUUACUUUUUUAUGACUCAUGUCAAGCCCGACCCUUCCCCAAAAGCCGUGUUCAAGACAAGCUAGGCGCUAACGCACAGCUGCACCGCUACAGUAGCGCCCUGUCUCGCUCGCUCUUUGAUGACGUAGUUGCUGCAUGAAUUCCGAUUUGGGAGACUUGUCAGUUCAGACCGCCGCGACUAGGGGUGUGACAAAAUAUCGAAAUGGUGAUAUAUCGUGAUACGUUGUAUCUCAAAAGGUUAUCGAUAUGCUCCUGCCAAGAAUCGAGAUAUCGUUUAAAAAAGGUGUCAAUGUCUAAAAAAUAAAACAAAAAUGAACCAACAAGUUGCUACCAAAAUCUUCCACCAUAAUAGUGUCUCAGUUAACUCUAAGGCUGCAUUGACGGUGCUCGACGCCCAAUUCAUUUAGAAUGGGAACUUUUUUUUGUCAUAUCCGAAACCAGAGCAUUCACAGUCAUUCUGUCCGAUUUUCAGGGCAUUUACAGGUCCUUGCUGUUCAUUUUAGGGCAUUUACAGGUAAUUUCCUGUUGAGU